Messenger RNA from Acipenser ruthenus (sterlet), 4975 nucleotides. Its product is annotated as cdc42 effector protein 4-like. The coding region runs from base 760 to 1788 and encodes 342 amino acids. The transcript has 2 exons. Lineage: Eukaryota; Metazoa; Chordata; Actinopteri; Acipenseriformes; Acipenseridae. The record is from RefSeq and is a predicted model, not a curated record.
CAGAAACACAAAUCCUCUGAUCUGGCAACACAGCGAGCCGUGCCCGUGGGCCGAUCUCAUUUUACGCAUGCGCAUUGAGUCAGGGGAUACAGAUUUGAAGGUUCGAGUUCUCAUUCGGCUUUUAGCGACAGUAUAAAAUUGUUUUUGUCUCUUUAAAUAUAUGCAAGGGGUGGUGACUGUACUGCGGAGAGAGAUAGGGGUAGUUUGAGUGAGUGCGCCAUCAUCACACUGCAAACAAAGCUUUGUGCACGACAAAGCACCUGGGCUGCAACACAAACUAGUUCGGUUUAUUGAGAAAAAGAAAACAACACACACGCCUUUUACAGUCGUCUGGAAAACCACACAUGCCUGUUCACAUUGAACCUGCGGUAUACCGUAUAAACACCAGCGCAGUAAAGAAAUGAACUCGGGGUGUACAAAGCUGUGAACUUCAACGUGCUGUUUUUUGGAGCACAGGAGUAACACGCCUUAGGGAAUAGGGAAAGUAUGACGAACGAAGCAGCCCUCUUCAUUCAGUGAGCAGAGGACGAAUAAUCAAUCGGCUGAGCGCUUUGAACUGGGGAGUUGAAGAGUGGAAAUCGGAAUGCCUAAUCCAGCAGCCUGUGUUCAGUGUCUAACAGGACUGCGAUGGAUGUGAUGCGAAAAUAUCUGGAAAUACUUCUACCACCGCUAGUCUUUGGUUACUGACUGACUCUUGUUUUUCCUGUACAUUUAUUAUAAUAGAUAUAUUAUAUACUGAAAUCUGCAGAAAGCUUCAAGAUGCCGAUCUUAAAGCAGCUGGUUUCGAACACCUCCCAGUCAAAACGUCGUUCCCGGGCUGACCUGACUGCGGGGAUGAUCAGCGCACCCCUGGGCGAUUUCCGCCACACCAUGCACGUGGGGCGAGGUGGGGAUGAGUUUGGGGACACCUCGUUCCUCAGCACCCGCUCCGGAGAGCCCCCACGGCAAACAGAGGACCAGCUGCCAUCGCCGCAGCAAACGCCCCACCCUCCCAGCUCCAAACCGGGGUUCCUGUCCCGUACAUUCAGACACAGCAAGAGAUCCUCGUCCGUGACGCGGGUAGACAAACGGGAGUCCGCUCUGGCACCGGCCAGGGGCUCCCCCGACUUUGUGAAGGCUGCGGUGUCCCUCCCGUAUCUCAACGACGACAACGAGGCGGGGCAAGGGGGCGGCAGCCUCAGCCGUGUUCGCAAAAGCCUCUCCUCCAGCCCCCUCAAGAAGCUACCGUCCUACGAGAAGCCUGUCAACGGUGCCGCAGCCUCCAAGCCAUGUGAGCAGGAGAUCCAAGACGAGCGAGACUUCGGGGAGCUCACAGAUCUGCCCCCUGCGUCGCUCCCCCGGGCGGGAGGAGGGAUGAAGCACGCCGAAUCCAUCAUGUCCUUCCACAUCGACCUGGGCCCGUCCAUGCUGGGCGAUAUCCUGAGCGUCAUGGAUAAUAAGGCCUGGGACGAGGACGAUCUAGGGUUCGAGGAAGGUAAGAGCAGCGAGGGGAGGGGGUCGCCAGCUCCUGCCACCCUGAAGCAGCUCCCAGUGAAACCUGCCCUGGUUUCAGAAAGCGAGAACCACACUGCCCUCUUCAGUCCGGAGGCCAGGCUACGGCUUCCUCGCCAACAUCUGGACAGCAGCUCUGUGCCCAGCUCCGGGUCUGCAGCUCUGGAGGAGAAGCCUCCCACUGGGGAGUUCCAAGUGCAGGGGGAGAUGGACAGCGCCAAGUUCAGCUCUCCACGGGGGAAGGAAGACAAGGAUUUAUCAUUUGUGGAUGAGGAUGACGACGAAAUAACAGUAUGAACAAACCAAAAAAAGUGUUGUUUUAUUAAAUAAAUUAAUUCAAAUAAAAAAACAUUUUCAAUCAAACACCCGAAAAAGUCGGUUGGGUGUUUUAGGACUGGACUUUCAAAGAAAAGAAAACGUAUAGCAAUAUUGUCUCCUGGAUUGAUUAUUUUCUAGGAUUCUGGGAAGCUGGUAUUUAACCUUCGUUGGAAGGGAAAACUCUCCUUAAAACUUUAACAUAAGAUAGAACAUGUUUUUCUGUAUUUAAUUAAUUAAAACGGUUGUAAUUUGAAUACACCAGUAAGAAACUAGUUUAACUUAAGUGAAAAAAAAGGAAUUCGGUUCAUCUUUUAGAUCUUUGCAGUAGCAUCUUUUUUAUAGAAAUCUAAUCAGGUGGUUCCAUUAUGAAAACCAGCUGCAUCUGAUCUGUAUGAAGAUUGCAGGUAAGAAGGUACAGAAAGAAAGAGCCAUGUGGUUAAACUGCAUACAAUGCUGCAUGUAGUUCCAGCACAGCUGGUCAGUCUAGUUGGUACGCUGUAAUAUAAUCUGUGGUAAUUAAAAAAUACAAUUUAAGGACAUGAAGGAUGACACUAAUGAUACAGAAUUACAAAGCUUAAAUGAGCAGUUCCCUGAAUGGACAUGCACACUGUAGAGAAAGUCAGAUCCCAAACUAUACACAUUUAUUAACAAAAUGACAAUGAACAGGACAGAGUGCAACAGUGCUGAGCUCCGAAUGUGCAAAACAGACGUUUCAGUCGCUCAUGCGACUUUCUGCAGUGAAACUGAAAACCUGUUCGAGAACAACUCUUGAAAGACUAGGUUUGUCUGCUCGGAUUUAAGGAACGAUGGAAGUAGACCACAGCAAGGAAAGCAGCUCUGUGCAUCCGGUCCAGUUCAAUUAAUGCUGGAAGGAAAACUGUGAUGGAAAUCCAGAUUUAAUCACAUUGCAACCUUAUGUCAGGCUAAGGGUAUUGCACAUACCAGAUUCAAAUAUUAAAAUCAUUAACACAGUGCACAGUAUAUCCCGUUCGGGCCCCGGGGCCACAGAUGUGGUCAUGCCACUCAUGUUGAAGGAGAUGCAAUUUGUGGAUCAAUAUUUAUGUAUAGAGAGAGUCAAUUAGCAUGUCAUCAUACUGCUGCACAUUAGCUCUGUUAAUGGCAUUAAAAUAUUAUCCAUAUCAGGGAUGGAAAUAAGACUCCUGUUACAGAGCAGUUUCACCCAUGCCAUACGAACUUGAUUAGUCCCGGUGUGUCAUCCUGAACUCACAGUGAACUCAGGAGUUGAUCAAACUGCUGUGCAGUGGGAGUCUUAUUUGUAUCCCUGCAGCUAAAAACCUCACUGAAUUGGUCCUAAUAAACCGUGGUACUGAAAUCCAGCAUCCCUCCUUCCUAAUGAACAACACCUAGUGGGGGGAAAAGAACUUGCUAAUCCUUUAACUGAUGCUGUGUAUUUCCCUUCAGUUUCGGCAACCACAGGACCAUUUUGAGAAAAACAAAAAAAAUAAUGCUGGUAGAGAAAUGAUUUACAGUAGCUCAUCUGUUCUUUUCCUUGUGUCUUACUGAGAUUACGCUUAAGAGGAUAAUGAACAGUUUUUUUAUUGUUGUUAUUAUUAUUAUUAUUAUAAAUUCUUAAUUAGAGGACCUCUAGAGAAUGAAUGUGGAAUGAUAACUUGUAUUGGCUACUCCUCUGAAAAAAGAGACUGGUAGAGGAGGAUAAUGCUGCUUCUGGGAAAUGUAGUUUUUACCACAAGGACUUGCCAUACAUGGGCCAGCUAUUGCCUACAGGCUGAACAGAGUGUGAAUAUUGGGAUGGAGAGUGGAAGACAUGUUUUGUUUGGGGCUGAAUUGGUGCAGAGCUGAGAUUUGAGUCCAGGACAUCCUGUUGACAAGACCAAAGACACUAAACUGAAAGGUACUGUCCUUUGGACUGACCAAUCGCACUGCAGAGGAGAAGCAGAUUUACACGUGACAGAACAGACUUCUUUUUUUUUAUCAAAACUUAUUUGCCAAGUAGGGGAGAACAAAACGACCACCAACUUGUAAAACACUAUCUUUUUAUAUGUAUAAAAAAAAAAGAAAGACUGGAACAAGCAGUUUAUUGUUUUUUGUAUUUCAGCUGAAAACGACACUUUUAAUAGAAAAAAAGUACUCCUGUCUAAUCUGCAGAGUGGCCUUUCCUUGAAGCUGGAAAGUUUAGAAACAAAUUAUACUGUGUAAGACAAAUCCGGGUACUCUUUUAUAUUUUUGGGGAAAGAAAAGCAGGCAAUUGAAGGUUCUUCUUAGUAAAAUAUGGACCAUUUAUUUUCAAAAAGGAAGAAAUAACUAAUUCUGCUCAUUGUUUAUAAAUACCAUUAAAUUAAGUCUGGUGCAUGUUUUACUGUGAAGUACAAGCAAUGAACACUAGCAUAAAAACAUGCUACAAUCGCUUUAGGUGACAAAUUGAUACUUUUAACAUCGCAGUGCAAUUAUAUAAUUACAAUAAUUAAAAUCAUGUCUAAAUCCUUCAGUGGGAGUGAUUUAAACGUUGUAUGUAUUGCCCUUUUGUGCCCCAUUGCCUUUAGACUGAUGAUAAUGACAAAAGCAAUAAUUCAAUAAUAAUCAAGUAUUAAAGGGGAAUUAAGAAGAGUCAUUCAAAUCUCAUGAUUUUACUUUUCUUUCAAAACAAACACUGGCAUUCCAGUGAAACUGUCCACCUUGGCUUCAAGGAAUCCCUGUGCGUGGGAAAUGUAACAUGAUAAAAAUAAAAAUGACGACAUGCAGUACAUAUAACGCUCACUAAGCCCUCUCUCUGUGUAUCCGUCUGGUGGUACUGUUGACGAUGAAUGUCUGGGAACCUGUUUGAGGUAAAACUACAGGAAACCAAAUCAAGUCGACCAAAAUGUCUACUAAUGCCUUCAUCAGCGUCAAGAGCGACAGCAUUUGUUUCUUAUAGUUUUCCAUUACAAUUUAUGAGUUUUGGAAGUUAAUAUGGAUGGAAAAACAAAGCCCUCUUCUGAGGUAAUGAACAACAAGUAUAUUUGUGAAGAAAAUAAUCAUAAAAAAAAUGUUCAGCCUUAAUCUAUUUUUGAGUAGUGCUCUUAAUGUCGCGUAUACCAUGUUAAAUGUAUGUUUUGCUGUUCCUGCCCUUUCUUCUUUUGAUAUUGACUUCCUCUGUUCCUAUAUGAAGUAACAUAUAUUUUUCAAUAAAAGAAAACUGGGAAGUUGC